Molecule: messenger RNA, 3030 nt
Organism: Bicyclus anynana (squinting bush brown)
Lineage: Eukaryota; Metazoa; Arthropoda; Insecta; Lepidoptera; Nymphalidae
Exons: 4
Coding region: 1582-2154 (190 amino acids)
Source: RefSeq, a predicted model, not a curated record
AGCGUUCCGGUACGAUGCCGUGUAGAAACCGAACGGAGUGUGGAUUUUCAUCCACCUCCUACCAAGUUAGCCCGCUUCCAUCUUAGAUUGCAUCAUCACUUACCAUCAGGUGAGAUUGUAGUCAAGGGCUAACUUGUAAAGAACAAAAAAAAACAAAAGCUAUUUAAGCAGUAGCUCAGAGACGCCCGAGAAAAAAAAAAGCACGCGAAAGUUAAAAAAAAUCGCAUGCCGCGGGAUUUACAUUGGCGUUGAUUGUUAUAAAUUGUCUACUUUUGGUCCUUCUCCGUGAGUCGUAAACCUCUUGUAUGAGAGUCGUGACCACUUCCAUCUCUGAGAUUUAUCCUUAAAAUCUUGUGCCAUCUUGUUCUAUCUCCGGCUAUUUGGACAGCAUCGUAGACAGUGGACGCGAGUGUAGUGCGGACCUGGUCUAGCGACGCAUCGGGCUGCGCCGUCACGGCCUUUUCCUUCCACCUUGCCAGUAACAACAAAUUUUUCCAGAUUAUUCCUGGCAAUGUGUCCAAAGUACCUACUUUGGAAUACACUUGAGAGAGAGUCUUAUAAUCUUGAGCUUGGCAAGAAUAGAUGCGUUGGUUCGAAAUGCAGUCCAUAGAAUUCGGAGCAUUUUCCUCCAACACCACAUCUCGAAAGCGUCAAUCGUCAAUUGCGGUCUGCAGAUUUUAGGGCCCACGUCUCAGCCCCAUAAUUAUAGAAGAACGGAGACGUGUACGCUUAAGUUUUAUCUUUGUUUAUCUAGAACCUGCCUUCCGAACCGGUGGUAGAAUCUGUACAAAUAGUCAACUGACGUGUCAAAAGUGCUUGUAAACUGAGCCUACUUGAAAUAAAUGAUAAAUGAUUAAAUGGUUUUCAGCGAGGUGUUACAGUGCCUCCAAGUUUUAUGUAGCUGAGACAUAUGACACUCUUAGUCAUAUCCCAAUCCUUCUUCGUAUGUCCAAUUCACAUGAGUUAUUAUUCCUGAUGUUGGAUCCGACAUAAAUUAAUUAUCCGACAUAUUACAUAGGUUGAGUGCGCCAGUGCGAUCUAUCUAUUGACCAUGAUUUUGAUGUUUGCUCAUAGAUAGACCCAAGUUCAUACUGACUCGUUCCAUUAUUUCCAGCAAAGUGCACGUUUCUAUUCAUCUGCGGCCAGGAGCGUAUCAAGUUACCUUAAUCCGGCACUGGUAAUGUCAAGAUAUUCUCCCUGUUUGCCACCCCUAUAGGUAUAACAUUGGAUACGGUUGAUAAUACAGUAUUUACGCCCUUGUCUGUGUCGUAGAUUGUUAUUGUAAACAAUUUGCCGGAGUUUCUGCGGACGCAUACGCAUCCCACAUUCUGAUAAUCGUUUGCAGGAAGCCAACACGAUAAGCCGGCCAUUUUUAAACGUUUAUGUAUCACAACAAGUCUUCAACCACUGCCAGUUAGUACUCGAACUUCACGAAACUACUAUUGCAAAUUAAUUCAUUUGUAAUAAUAAUAAUAUAUGAAUUAAAUAAAAAGGUGUAUAAUCACCUAAUUUUUUUAUGGUAAAAGGAACUCUUUGGAAAAGAAGUGUUUUCUGACUAGUUUUACAGCACAGAAAGUCAAAAUGAGGUGUGAAAUACCAAUUUUACGGCGAUGUUGUUUUUGUUUCCCGCUGAGGUAUGGCCUGCUGGUUUGGGCGUAUAUAAAACUGGUUUUAAGUUUAAUAUUCCUCGGUUUAACCAUCGCGGCGAUAAUUUUCGCAUCCCAGAGGCGCAAAGUAUCUUUUUCUAUAGAACUUCCCAUAGUCCUCGUAGUAACGACCGUGGAUAUAGUGUUCAGUGUUCUGUUCAUAAUUAGUGCACACCAAAAAGACUACAAGAAAAUGAGGAUAUUUUAUUGGUACAAUAUAGCCAUACUUAGCUUGAACCUGGCAGUCAUUGGGCUGUAUAUAGCCAACGGGCUCUACUACAUGUUUAUGUCUCCUUACGUGUCACUACUUACAGAAUACUUCUGGUAUAUGAUAGCGCCGGCGAUUGCAAUGACUUUUUUGCUUCUGUUGUCCCAAGGCUACCUGAUCCUCCUGGUGAGAAGUGAAUUCCUGAAGCUAAAGAACAACUCGCACUUUGAGUUCGUAAACAACGCAGCGGACGAGAAAUGCACUGGCAACUUGGAUUUCGAUAAAGACAUUCCCGUGUAACAUUACCUGCUGGGAAGAAGAUUAAUGAAGACAGAAAUUCAUGUUCUCUCAUUUAUUUAUUAGUUUUUUUUUUUAAUUUUUAACAAUGUCAAUACAAAUAUAAAAUACAAAACACUACUAAAAAUUUCUAAAAAAAAAUCAACCCUCCCGCUGCGGGACAUUUGAGUGCCCAAGCAACCGGUGGUCAGGGCUCCAGAGUGAGGAACCUCCUCACAAUACGCGCCGUCUCAAGAAUCACUGCCUUUUGUAUGCGACUCUUGAUCCAAAAGCUAAGUGAAAGCUUCUUAAGAUGUUGGUCGAAGCUUUUCGCUAUAAGACCAUUGACUGAAACAACUAUCGGAACAAUAAUAGUUGACUCAACAUUCGACAUGGCGGUAAUCUCGUGAGCAAGGUCCAAGUAUUUACUCAAUAUUAUCAUCAUUAUCAGCAUAAUAAUUGCCCAAAACUGGUCUCAGGACUCUAAUAAUAAGAGAAGAUAAGUUGCAACGAGACUCACCAGGCUAUUUUAAUGCAUGGGUCCGUCUAUAUCUACAGACAUUUAGCGUGCCAGACACGUACCGUGGCAGACAAAAUAAUAUUCUUCUCUAAAUUUUCCAUUUCGUACUAUUUGACUAGUGCCUACCCUAGUUAAAUACCUUGUGCAUCUGACUUUAUGUAUAUUUUGUGUAGUAUAUAAUGAACUGGUACACCGAGAUAAAGAACAAAAACAAAUAUAGGCAGGUACCUACAUUUACCUACCAAACUGUAUAGAUUUAAGUAAUUAAUAAAAAAAUAAAAAAAAGUAAUUAAUAAUAAUUAUUAAAUAAUACAUCUAUUUAAAAUUAAAAAUGUGAAAUUAUUGUACAUUGAUAGUUAUAAAAUAAAUGCUUAGAAUCA